This is a messenger RNA of Columba livia (rock pigeon), 552 nucleotides long. Its product is annotated as olfactory receptor 14J1-like. The record is from RefSeq and is a predicted model, not a curated record. Gene Ontology annotation, cellular component: membrane. The annotation marks the transcript as partial. The transcript has a single exon. NCBI's taxonomy places the organism in Eukaryota, Metazoa, Chordata, Aves, Columbiformes, Columbidae. Gene Ontology annotation, molecular function: olfactory receptor activity; odorant binding. Gene Ontology annotation, biological process: G protein-coupled receptor signaling pathway.
CUGCACUAUGAGACCUUCCUGGGCAGCAGAGCUUGUGUCCACAUGGCAGCAGCUGCCUGGCCCACUGGGUUUCUCAAUGCUCUGCUGCACACGGCCAAUCCAUUUUCACUGCCCCUGUGCAAGGGCAAUGCCCUGGGCCAGUUCUUCUGUGAAAUGCCCCAGAUCCUCAAGCUCUCCUGCUCACACUCCUACCUCAGGGAACUUGGGCUUCUUGUGGUUAGUAUAUUAGUAGUAUUUGGGUGUUUUGUGUUCAUUGUGGUGUCCUAUGUGCAGAUCUUGAAGACCGUGCUGAGGAUCCCCUCUGAGCAGGGUCGGCACAAAGCCUUUUCCACCUGCCUCCCUCACCUGGCCGUGGUCUCCCUGUUUGUCAGCACUAUCAUAUUUUCCCACCUGAAGCCCCCCUCCAUCUCCUCCCCAUCCCUGGAUCUGGUGGUGUCAGUUCUGUACUCAGUGGUGCCUCCAGCAGUGAACGCCCUCAUCUACAGCAUGAGGAACAAGGAGAUCAAGGACUCAGUGUGGCAGCUAAUGAAUGGCUGUUUUAUGAAGCAAUAA